Messenger RNA from Rhopilema esculentum, 2082 nucleotides. RefSeq lists its product as uncharacterized. The record is from RefSeq and is a predicted model, not a curated record. Lineage: Eukaryota; Metazoa; Cnidaria; Scyphozoa; Rhizostomeae; Rhizostomatidae.
UAUCUAGUUUACACUGUUUUCAAGACUAUCUAUCCAUUAAGUAAGCUCAUAAAAGUAUGACUCACAGGUGUUUUAAUAUCUUAUGUUUUAAUUCAGUUCUAAUGUAGUUAUGUUAUGUUCAGAUUUUGUUCAGAUUAUGCUUCAUUCUACGAAAACAUAGAAUUGAUUUUUAGAAUUUGUUGGGAAAUCUUGAUUAAAAAUUGAUUUCAAAAUUGAUCUUUAUGGAUUAUCAAGCCCGAAUUCAGGGAAAACUUUCCGGGGGUAGCUAGAGCCACAAAGUGCAGCAUAGUAUAUAACCUAGCAAUAGAAUUUGGGUGGUUUUGCCCCACAAAUUUUGGCCUCGGGCUUGGGGGUCACGUAACACACAUUUGUAAAAAGAUCAUGAUUUACAUAAGGCCAAAACACUAUACAAUGCAUUUAUUCUCUCAAACUUCAACUAAAAAUUUCUUCUUCAACUUCAAAUAUUGCUCGCACCGUCUGUAAAUAUAUUGAGCGCUGUCGUUUCAGUGCCGUCGAAACAGGGGGCAUCUGCCCCCACCAAUAAUUUUUUGUGGCAAAGGAUUUGAAACAAAAGGAUAAAGCAAAGGACUUCCAGACCAGAGUUUUUUCUUUUGACUACCCUAUGGUAAAAAUUUACAUGGGAACUUGAACUUUGCAAGACCGAGGUUCCAAGACUCACUGAUCAGUAUCCAGACUGUAGUCCCCAGACUCCCACUUUUUUGCUGCGGCCAAAAUAAAAAAAUGGCGGGAAGUGAUCUGGCUCAGGAAUCUCUCGAUUUGAAGCAUGUAAAGCUUGCGUCACGCAACAUACGAUUCAUUAUAUUGUCAAGCAGCCUUGUUUGCCAACAGACAUCCGAAUUUAAGGAUGUGCCCUUGUUUCUAGGAGCAGAUGUGUUACAUAAAUGCGGCAAGUAUGCUCUAAAGAAUUUAGGCAGACUUCAUUCAAAGUAUGCCUCUGAAGGUCUAACUACAAAGGUAUGUUUUCCAUCGAAUUGCAAGAUAAAAGGGAUACGUGGGACAGCAGAUACAGCCUGGUUCUAUAGUAUCCAAGGCCUAUUCAAGGUUGCAUUUACUUUUUAUCCAAAAGACGUUUUGAAAAUGAUGCUUAAAACUCUUCAGGACCUGUGGAUGAUCUAUGUGGAGGAGCCAGCCCUGUUUGGAGAUCUGACCAUUCAAAAUCUUGAUCAUGUUAACCUCACAGGAGAUUUGUGUUCAGUGUUAGAAGAUGCAAAAGAAUCCAUACACAGACAACAUGAAGAUUCUUAUUCACCUAAUCCUGUCAUUGAUGACAGAAUAUGCUUAGACCAUGAAACACAACACCUAGCAAUGGAUAGCUGUUUCCAUAAAAAAUGCCCAAUGUCUGAAUUUCCUGUGUUGCAAACAGUUAAUCAGGCCGACAUUUUAAGUUCAGAAACAGAACCAAAAGUAGCAAAAAAUAGCAAUUUGAUAAACAAUGUUGAUAUUUCAAGUAACAUAACACAAACAGUGCAAACUAAAUCAACGGAAAACAGAACGAGACCUGAAUAUGAGAUUGAAAUAACGAGCAUUGUUUCAAAACUUCUUUCAGAGUUUAGAGAAGAACCAAGUUUAAGCAUUAUCACAUCAUACAUAGAAUCUUUUGUUGACUUGAUUAUAAAUGAAAAAACAAAUAUCAUCGAGCAGCAAUCAACAUCAUUUCCAAUCAAGCUUAUUAAAGAUUAUAUGGAAUCAAAGAAGGACAAUGAACAAUCAGGUGCUCCUCACAGCCAUGAACUGGCAUUACACAUAGUAGCAAGCUGGGUUGGAGAAAUGUUUUACUUAUUUAAAGGUUUGAUUAAGCACAAUGUUGACACUUUUAAACAAACAUAUAUAAAUUCUAUUUCAGAGCUGCCAAGCCCUGGGGAGAUAGUGAAAAUAAUUUAUCCAUCAGCAAUGUACAAUUUUGUACACCUGUGGUUAAGAGGCUCUGAUGAUGACACACCUCAUGAAUCAGAACAAAUUGUGGAAGCAAAUAGAUUAGCAUCUUUAUGUCUCUUAAUUUUGGAGUUGCUAAAUGGGCAUCCUAUUAGUGGACUUGGUCAUUGGGUUUACUCCUAUCUUUAA